AUGGUGACAGCCACUGUAACUACUGACGUUUGUCUCUUUGAUCUCGACGGUACUAUUGUCAACACAACAAAAGCCGUUGAGCAGGCAUGGGUUGGGUUAUGUACCGAACACAACGUGGACCCUAAGACGCUCUACGAGCAUUCUCACGGUACCAGAACUGUUGAAGUCAUGGCAAGAUUCUUCCCUGAUAUUGAUAAUACUGAUAACAAAGGUGCACUUGAAUUUGAAGCCUCCAUCUCCAGGGACUUUGGAGACCUAGUAGUGCCGAUUAACGGGCAUUCGACGCUCUUGAACUCCUUGGACUGCAAUAAAUGGUGCAUCGUUACUAGUGGUAACCAGGGACUUGCUCAUGGGUGGUUCGGGAGUGUUUUGAGUGAUGUCAAGAAGCCAGAUGUGUUUAUCACCGCGGAUAUGGUUACAAAUGGUAAACCUCAUCCAGAAGGCUAUUUGACAGGUGCACAGCUUCUAAGCGAAAAGCUCGGGUUGGACCAUUCAAACGUUAAGAAAGUUGUCUUUGAAGAUGCACCUGUUGGAAUUGGUGCUGGGUUAAACGCAGGUGCUUUAGUCAUUGGUAUUGCCAGUGGGUUCGAGGCUCAAAAGCUAUACGAUGCAGGUGCCACAUACGUUGUUAAGGACCUCUCCCAUGUUAGAGUGGUUGAUCCAUCAAAGAUAGAGUUAGAGAUUGACUACAUAGAAAAGGCAUAG
Messenger RNA from Williopsis jadinii, 705 nucleotides. Its product is annotated as HAD-like protein. Gene Ontology annotation, molecular function: beta-phosphoglucomutase activity; 2-deoxyglucose-6-phosphatase activity. The record is from RefSeq and is a predicted model, not a curated record. Bases 1 to 705 code for a protein of 234 amino acids. NCBI's taxonomy places the organism in Eukaryota, Fungi, Ascomycota, Saccharomycetes, Phaffomycetales, Wickerhamomycetaceae. The transcript has a single exon.